AUGAUAGCUUACCAAAGAACAUAUGAAGGUGCUUAUACCCGAUCAGCCAUUGGAUGUUUAUCAUUUGCUAUUUUAAUAAUUAAGUUAUUCUCCAGAGAAUUCUUACCCAUUGGAAUGGUUUAUACCAUCUACGGACUGAUAUUUUAUUUCUUAGGUAUAUACAAGGCUGCUUCCGUUGAUGUUUUUUAUAAUCCAGAAAAGGAUAUGGAGUACUUUAAAACCAGUGGUAAUUCCGUCAUUCUCCUCACUGCUAUAAGCUUAGCAAGUUAUACAACAUUAUUGAUAUUGGUGCUCAGAAUGUAA
Molecule: messenger RNA, 303 nt
Organism: Lizanozyma spartinae
Lineage: Eukaryota; Fungi; Ascomycota; Pichiomycetes; Serinales; Debaryomycetaceae
Exons: 2
Coding region: 1-303 (100 amino acids)
Source: RefSeq, a predicted model, not a curated record